GCUUGACUAUUUUUCUGCUGAAUAACGUAACGUUUCGGAGCUUAAUAAAUACCUGAAGGUAAUAUUCACCGCGCGGUCCGCUUGUCCUGCUGCAGGUUCUUCCUCUAAUCCGCUUCUAGUACACAACGAUCGAAACCGUUCGAUCGAGUGGUAACAAAUUGCAAAAAAAGAAACAAAGUUUUUAAGAAAAAAUUCCUAAAAACAACAAGUUUUCGACGAGAACGGAAAAUUUGUUAGCGUCGUGCCGACUUCGAAAAGUUUUGUGUGUGUUCUGGCAGCAGUACCGAUUGUCAAAAGCGAGCAUACCAAUCAAGGACUACUUUGAUUUCCAAAAAAAAAAAGGCAAUCAAAACAUCAGUUAACGGCAGUCACUCUUACAGGAGCUGCCAACUUGCAUAUUACGCUUGUGCGUUUCGUUCUUUUCCACGCUUGUGACCCCGUAGCCCACGCCCACAUUUGUGGCGUGUGCAAUCAGAAGCCGCCAAGACGACUUACUCGAUAAUGAAGAUGAGCUCGCCCAGGAUUGUGCAGCAGAAACGGACCAGCAAGUCCUCCAAUUCGUCGCGGGUAUCGAUGACCACCUCGACGGCGGAGGAGAAUCUGUUGGAGUCGAAGCUCUUUAGCUGGAUGCGGCUCUUCCGCUUCGCUUCCCUACUUUGUCGCGCCGAAUAAUGGAGAUAGUUUUUAAGAUCCGCACCCGAAAGAUCCUUCCCAAAAAAAAUGUUAGAAGCAACGCAUAUAACAGAUACUCGAACUAGUUGCCGCUUUUCAGUCAAGUUUUCCUAUAUAUAAAUAAAAAAAAAAACACCAACAGAAGAAACACCAACAAACAAUUGUCACCUUAUCUUUUCCAGCAAUGUAGCGUUUAAGUAUUAAACAAUGAUUAAACAUAAAAUAUCCAACCACAUGAAAUACAAUGUUAAGUUUAAGCUGAAAAACACAAGAAACAUCAUGGUUUAGUUUAAGCUUCUUCGUUUGAGAAAUUGAGAAAUGAUUAAUUCAGUUAACUCUUCACAAUUAAGUCAAUUUUUAGUGUAAAUUCCGUGUGUGGGGUUCAUGGAUUCCCCCAGCGGAGUUUCUCGCGCCUUUCGUACCUUUUGUAUUGUAAUAAGUGAAAAAAAAAUGAGAAAUAUGAGAAAAAUGUAUUAAAAAUUGCAAAAUACAAGCAAAUAAAUAUUAUAUCAUAAUACAGUACAGUUUUUUGCGUUUAUUCGGGUUUAUUAUUAGAGCUUAAGUUUUGAGGAACAGCCAACAAAACACAUAGUAUAUUUUUGUAAUUUAACAACACUGUUUUUGCGUGUCACAAACAAAACAAGAGAAACGUUUAUGCAAGGCUAUUAAAUAGAUAAAUAUAUUAACUAAAAGAUGCAAGCAAAUGCAAUACUAACAAUAAUAAUACCAUGUAUACAUGUAGAGGAAUAUAUUUACACAUCCAACUCGAAUCGGAGUCUAUGCAAAUGCGCUUAACCAACACUGAAACACACUGGGAUGCCAAACACACAUCCAUUCACAAUAGUUAUUCAAGCCCAGCAAUAUGAAAAGUGCAUUUAUCCCAAAGAAGUUGCCAAUCGACUAUAAUUGCUGUUAAAACAAUGAAACACACAAAAACCAACAGAAAGCAAUAGUUGAAAUGUCUCUUAAAUUCUGUACCAAAAACUUGGAAAAUUUCAUAACCUAUAAUGGACAAUUACAACAUAACAAAAACAACUAAACCAAGACAAAGAUUUAUCAGAAAUUUUCAUAAUUCAAUUUUAAUUAUUAAUUAGUUAGUAAGCCAGAAUGCAAUCCUGCAUCAUGAACAUAACGGUAAUAACAGUAAUGCCAAACCAAUGAGAAAUGUCUACUAGAACCUAGCAAUACAACUACAGCAGAAAAAAAUGUUGAGAAAAAUGCAAUAAAUCGAUAUCGAUCAAUAAAUAAAGUCUUUAAGCUGUUGAGUGUUCAAUACAAAUAAAA
Drosophila bipectinata is the source of this 1956-nucleotide messenger RNA. RefSeq lists its product as uncharacterized. Lineage: Eukaryota; Metazoa; Arthropoda; Insecta; Diptera; Drosophilidae. The record is from RefSeq and is a predicted model, not a curated record.